AAUUCCUGAGUUCUGGCAAGAGGACCAGACAACGACUUCAUUUGCGUGUUCUUCUUUUUUUCUUCUCUCCUCUGUUCUCCAUCUCUGUUUCGUUGUUUUUUCACGUUUCUAUCUCUCUAUUACAGGCGCCUGGAAAAACCCUAACUUUCUGCCCCGCCGCCUCCAUGGCUGAACAGGAGCAUGACCAGAUUCAACAGGAUAAAACCUGACUUCAUUUCUAUGCGGUGGAUUUCUUAGAGCUUAGACACCUUGGAGGUUCUUCAUGAAUUGGUGAUGAAUAUAUCUAAGUUGUGUUCGAGUUUGUAACUUUAUUUUUCAGUAAGAAGAUCAAUUUGCGGCUGGAUUUCGUUGGAAUUGAUCAGUUUGAUGUGGGGGAGCAUAAUUCAUUUAGUAGUUCGGGAGACCUAUAUCUGAUUUUCUAUAGGUGCUUGAUAAUUGGGGGAGGAAGGGCUUAUCCUCCCCAAAAAUGUCAGAAGACGGCCAGAGGAUUGGUGGCCUCACUUCUGGUUUGGCUUUGAUAUUAACCAGCGAGGAUCAAAGAGAGAGUCCUCAGAAAAGCCAUCUCAUUUCAUUUUUUGAUGAUUUUGGCUACCAAUCUGUAGAAAGAACUCUUGAGCAUAUAUUUCAACUUCCUUACAAAUCCGUUCGACCAUUGCCUACUCCAUUUGAAGCAAGUCUCAUCCAUUCUAUAUUGAAGAAUGAUAUCUGCAAAUUUCGGGAUAACCAGGAUGCUGCUCUUCCUAACAGAGAUGGAAUAUGUAUUACUGAUAGUGGUUGUGGACCCCACAAUGUUACAAUUGAUGACACUAGUAUCUGCGGUGAUAUCAGGAUUAUCAAGCAACCUUUGAUCAUAGAGAGCCAAGCUAUGUUCAGCAGUGUAAGGGCGAAUGCUUGUGUAUGGAAAGGGAAAUGGAUGUAUGAAGUAAUUCUGGAAACUUCGGGAAUACAGCAGCUUGGGUGGGCUACACUUUCGUGUCCCUUCACUGAACAUAAGGGUGUAGGAGAUGCUGAAGAUUCGUAUGCUUUUGAUGGGAGGAGGGUUAGCAAAUGGAAUAAGGAGGCUGAGAGAUAUGGCCAGUCAUGGGUUGUUGGCGAUGUCAUUGGUUGCUGUAUAGAUUUGGAUCGGAAUGAAAUAUCAUUUUAUCGGAACGGUCUCUCGCUAGGAGUGGCAUUUGAUAAUGUUCGCAAGAUGGCUCCUGGACUUGGUUAUUAUCCAGCCAUUUCUCUUUCUCAGGGUGAGCGUUGCAAUUUGAAUUUUGGAGCGCACCCUUUUAAUUAUCCUAUUCAGGGGUUCUAUCCUCUUCAAAGUCCUCCCACAGUGAACUCUCUUGCCACCCACUUACUGCAAUGUUUCUUUAGGCUGUUGGAAUUACAACGGAUGGAGAAGGCUGAUUCAACCUCCGUUGAAAAAUUGGGAAGAUUGAAGAGAUUCGCGCCAAUCAAAGAACUAUUCCAACCGAUUGCUCAUGCAAUCUGUGAGGAAUUCUUCUGUGUGGUUGAUAUGGAGUUGGGAGGCAUCGAAUAUGUUUGUUGGGGUCCACUUGUAUCAUUCUUGAUGGAUGCAUUUAGAAAACAAUCGCCACACGAUUUCGAAAGCUUAGAUGGAGUUAUUGAUCUCUUUCUAGAAUUUCAAGGAUCUCGUAUGAUGUUCCAACAUGUAAUUAGUUCUCUUUCUUGCAGCUGCAAAAUAGCAACCCUGGUUCUGACAGAAUGCCCGUAUUCGGGGUCAUACUCCUAUCUUGCGUUGGUGUGUCAUAUCCUAAGACGCGAAGAACUGAUGGUACUUUGGUGGGAAUCGUCAGAUUUUGACUUCUUGUUUGAAGGGUUUCUAUCAAGGAAGGGUUUGAACAAGCAAGAUCUGCAGUGCUUGAUGCCAUCUGUUUGGUGGCCUGGAUCAUGUGAGGAUGUGUCCUAUGAAAGUUGUAUGAUGCUGACGACUGCAACUUUGUCUGGAGCAGUCAGUAAGAUUGAGGAGAUGCAUCGGAAGCUUUGUUGCUUGGUCAUAGAGUUCGUACCUCCAAUUACACCACCCCAAUUACCUGGGUCAGUUUUCAUGACAUUUUUACAGAACCUAUUAUUGAAGAAUAGAGGUGCUGAUCGCAACCUUCCACCGCCUGGAGUUUCUAGUAAUUCUGUUAUUGUUUCUCUUUAUACGGUGAUUCUCCAUUUCCUAUCUGAAGGGUUUGCAGAGGGAGACAUCUGUAGAUGGAUAAAGGGCACUGGAACAAAAGCUGGUGAUGAUGUAGGUUUUCUUCACAGGGCUGGACAGAGAAGCUUCCCUGUAGGUCUUUUCCUUAAAAAUGAUCCUCAUCGUACUGACAUUUCUCGGCUUGGUGGAUCAUUCAAUCACAUAUUGAAUUCUCACCCUGCAAAUGAUGGAGAAACCGAGGUAUUUCAGUGGGAGGAAGGUUGUAUGGAUGAUGAAGAAACAAAAGUCACACACUCCACCAGGCAAAAGCCAUGUUGUUGUUCAAGCUCUGAUAUUGAUUUCACAGGGAUUACUAAGGAUCCAAUUCAGCUCAGGUCCAAAGGAUCACGAGCUUAUUGCAGCCCCCUUCCAGAUAGAUCUACUCAUGUUGCUGCAGAGUGCAGUACUGGAAGUUUGAAUGAUGAUAUGGUCGAUAAAGCCAGUUCCAGUGACCAAUCUGAACCUGAAUUUUCUUAUCGGCCAUUGCAACAUCAUCUGAGGAAUGUACCAAAGAGGGCAAGUCAUUUGUAUUCAGCAACACUAAGAGAAGAGGAACUUUUAGAUGCUAUGCUGCUGUUGUAUCAUAUAGGUCUUGCUCCUAAUUUUAAACAGGCAUCAUACUACAUGUCUCAUCAGUCACAGUCAAUAUCUCUUCUGGAGGAAACUGACAAACAAAUAAAAGAAAAAGCUUGUAAUGAACAACUAAAGCGCUUGAAGGAGUCUCGGAAUGGUUAUCGAGAAGAAGUAAUCGAUUGUGUUAGACAUUGUGCAUGGUAUCGCAUAUCACUGUCGUCUCAGUGGAAGCAAAGAGGAAUGUAUGCAACAUGCAGGUGGAUUGUUGAAUUGCUCUUGGUUCUUAGCAAGAUGGAUUCACUGUUCAUCUAUAUCCCCGAGUUUUAUCUUGAAGCACUGGUUGAUUGCUUUCAUGCAUUGCGCAGGAGUGAUCCUCCAUUUGUUCCUUCUACCGUUUUUCUCAAACAUGGACUUGCUUCAUUUGUAACUUUUAUUGUAACCCACUUCAACGACUCACGGAUAUCGAGUGCAGAUCUAAGAGAUCUUCUUCUUCACUCUAUUUCAGUCUUACUACAAUACAAGGACUAUCUGAUUGCUUUUGAGAGUAAUGCAGCAUCUGUUCAGACUCUACCCAGAGCAUUGCUGUCAGCAUUUGACAACAGAUCUUGGAUUCCUGUAACAAACAUACUUUUGCGGCUUUUCAAAGGUUCUGGAUUUGGAUCUUCGAAGCAUGGAGAAUUAUCCUCAACUCUUUUCCAGGGCUUAUUACGGGACACAUGCAUCCAUGAUGAAGCAUUAUUCUCAGCUUUCCUUAAUCGACUCUUCAACACUCUCAGCUGGACGAUGACCGAGUUCUCUGUUUCUGUUCGAGAGAUGCAAGAAAAAUACCAGGUGUUGGAGUUGCAACAAAGGAAGUGCAUCGUCAUAUUUGAUCUGUCGUGCAAUCUUGCAAGAGUCCUGGAAUUCUGUACCCAUGAGAUCCCUCAAGCAUUCCUUGCAGGGUCUGAUAUGAACCUUCGGAGGUUGACUGAGUUGGUUGUGUUUAUUUUGAACCACGAAACUUCAGCGGCGGAUGCUGAAUUUUUUGACAUCAGGCCACUUAGAAGACUGGGCCAAUCUCAAGAGAAAAUAAACCGAGGAAUGAUCUUAGCGCCUCUUGUGGGGAUUAUCUUGAAUUUGCUGGAUGCUAGUCUUGAUCCCGAAUUCCAGAAUGAUCUUCUGGCAGUGUUUGCUAGCAUGGACUGCCCUGUUACUGUUCAGUGUGGAAUCCAGUACCUAUUGGAGUACAACUGGGCUGGAUCCUUGAGAGGAAACCCUUCUUCAACAAGACUCAGGCAGCUUGAGCAAUUCUCAGGCCUCCUUAGAAGCAGGACAGAAUCAAGGGAAGCAGAGAAGUUGAUUUCUAGUGGUGAGGCCGAGGAUGAUGAUGAUGACCAGUGCUGCAUCUGCUAUACUUCUGUGGCAGAUGCUUGGUUUGAACCAUGCUCUCAUACAUCAUGCUAUGGCUGCAUAACUAGGCACCUUCUAAACUGUCAAAGGUGUUUCUUUUGCAAUGCUGUAGUCCUGGAAGUGCACAGGAAUGAUGAGAAGACACUGUAAUGACUGGUAGAAUUCAUCUGGAUUAGCUGUGUUGCGAAUCUGGUUGUCGAUCCUUUGGCCAAUUGAGGCAUCAACAAACAGAAUGCAGUGAGGAGUUUCAGAUCUGACAGUUGUGAUCCAAACGAAGUUAUCACAAGAUGGUUGAUCUCAGAUCUAGGUGCUGAAAUUGUUGUUCUAUUAAAUGUAUAUAAGGAAAUGGGUUCAAAAGUUGUACCAAGCUGGCUAAAAUUAUUGGCAGUGUUUGGGUUCAUGAGGAAUUUUUGUAGAGAGCAGAGGGCAUUAUUCUGUAUAUACGGGAUGUAAAAUGGAAGGAAAAAGGAAAUCUUUCGGCUCUC
Macadamia integrifolia is the source of this 4635-nucleotide messenger RNA. Its product is annotated as E3 ubiquitin-protein ligase RKP-like. The coding region runs from base 467 to 4300 and encodes 1277 amino acids. Gene Ontology annotation, molecular function: ubiquitin-protein transferase activity; protein binding. The transcript is spliced from 11 exons. Lineage: Eukaryota; Viridiplantae; Streptophyta; Magnoliopsida; Proteales; Proteaceae. Gene Ontology annotation, cellular component: cytoplasm. The record is from RefSeq and is a predicted model, not a curated record.